CGUCGUUAGUUGUUCGGGGCAGCUGAAGGGGGCUGCGACUCAGUAAAACCCAUGCAGCUGCUAGUUUCUAGUCAUUCGCUCGCAGAGCAUAGUAGCGCGUCACACGCAGAGGGUUGUUGCAGAUUGUUGUUUUCGGUUAUAAACGAGUUGCAUUGCUUCAUCUACUGAGAGCACAUACCACUACCUACCUUACUUACCUUUAACCAACCAACCAACAACAACGCUUCAGUCGCCGGUCAACGUCGUUCCUACUACACACGUUCGAGUAAUUCAGUUAGUGCACAACAAGGAAUACUACUACUACCACCACCGCCAGCAACGCUUCAAACAAAAUUUUAUAUAACAACAAUGCUGUUUGAAAAUCCACCGAAGAUGUUCCCUUAUACAAUUCCGCCACCGGUUUUAGCGGCGUCCGCUCAAACACCAGUUCCGGGUGCCGCGAUCGGCGAUGGAAACGGACUGUUGGAGCACCACGAGUUGCACGGCUCCCUGGUGCAACUGAAUGGAAGCCAUUCGGGCUCUUCGGGCCGCAGCACUCCCAACAAUGGUGGAGAUCCAGCUCCAGGAAAACUCUUCGUCGGCGGACUGAGCUGGCAGACUUCUAGCGAGAAGUUGCGCGAGUAUUUUGGAAUGUUCGGCACCGUCACCGACGUCCUCAUCAUGAAGGAUCCAGUCACACAGAGGAGUAGGGGAUUCGGUUUCAUCACAUUCUCCGAUCCGACGAGCGUGGAUAAUGUGCUCAAGGUGCCGAUUCACACUCUGGACGGUAAAAAGAUCGAUCCGAAACAUGCGACGCCCAAGAACAGACCGAAGCAGCCCAACAAGACCAAGAAGAUCUUCGUGGGCGGCGUCAGCCAGGAUACUUCCGCCGACGAGGUGAGGGCCUAUUUCAACCAAUUUGGAAAGGUCGAGGAGACGGUGAUGCUGAUGGACCAACAGACAAAGAGACACAGGGGCUUCGGCUUCGUUACAUUCGAGAACGAAGACGUGGUGGACCGCGUCUGCGAAAUUCACUUCCACACGAUUAAGAAUAAGAAGGUGGAGUGCAAGAAAGCGCAGCCAAAGGAGGCGGUUCAGGCGAACGCUCAACUCCUGGGAAAAAGGCUGAUGCUCAGCGGAUUGGGCAUGAGAAUGACGGCACCAUCGGCAGCUGCUGGUGCCAUUGCCGCAGCCAACCCCUUGGCCGUCGCCCAAGCUCAAGCGCACGUGCAGGCCGCCGCAGCAGCCGCCGUAGCAGCACAGGCACAGAGUGCCGCCGUCGCCGGUUACGGCAAACUCUUCGGGGCAUACCCACCUCUCGCCAGCUACAGAUACGCCCCGUAUCCGAUGGCCGGUGUUGGAGCAGCAACGGCCGCACAGGCCGGCAACCCGAACCCCGCUCAAGCUGCGGCCGCCCCCGCGCUCGCGCCCCCUGUCACCGCCAGCCCCUACCAGGGCUACAAUCUCACCAACGUGGACAUGACGAGCUUCCAGGGCGUGGACUGGAGCACCAUGUACGGGAUGGGCAUGUAUGUUUGAGACGUCAACACCCACAACGUCGUCGUCGCCGCCGCCCCAGAAGCAGCAGCAACAGAAGCAGCGCCAUCUCGAGCAGCAGCAACAACAACAAACCCCCGUCAUCAUUAUCAUCAUCACCGCCGAACAAACAACUAAACUUUCCCCAAAACUUUUAAACUUAGUAAAGCGAGAAAGAGCGAAAGAGAAAAAGAGAGAGAGAGAGGCAUUACAGUGAGUUCAUUAUUUAAAAUAAAGGAAAGAGA
Messenger RNA from Nicrophorus vespilloides, 1760 nucleotides. It is a transcript of the gene msi, whose product is annotated as RNA-binding protein Musashi homolog 2. Gene Ontology annotation, molecular function: RNA binding. Bases 349 to 1518 code for a protein of 389 amino acids. The transcript is spliced from 3 exons. The record is from RefSeq and is a predicted model, not a curated record. Lineage: Eukaryota; Metazoa; Arthropoda; Insecta; Coleoptera; Silphidae. Gene Ontology annotation, cellular component: cytoplasm.